AAAAAGAAAAAAAAAAAAGAUAAAUCAAUCAUUCAUUUUGGCGCCAAGAAUAAUAAUUAACAAAAAUUAAAAAUUUUACUGGGAUUCGCUCUCCAAAUGUAAUGCAGCAGAAUAUAUAAAAAAAGGCAAGAACUAUAAUUAAGCAAAGGAAAAACGCUUUUGUAAUUGUAACGCUCGCUCUCUCUAUAAUAUAGCAUUUUUCUAGGGUUUCGAGGUUUAUGCUUCUUGCCAAAAAAAACAAUAAAAAUGGCAACUGUCUUCUCGCCAGUCUCUCCUUCUCGCACUACUUGUGGAUCUCUCCUUCUCGAAUUGCAGAAAAUCUGGGAUGAAAUUGGGGAAGGUGAUAGUGAAAGAGACAAGAUGCUCUUGCAACUGGAGCAAGAAUGUCUUGAUAUUUACCGUAGAAAGGUGGAAUUGACUAGAAAGUACAAAGCUGAUUUACUUCUGUCAUUGGCUGAUGCUGAAGCUGAAAUUUCCCAUAUUAUUUCUGCUCUUGGGGAAAAUGUCUCCUUUUCACGGGGAAAGGGCACUCUCAAGCAGCAAAUAUCUGCCCUAAAGCCUGCUUUGGAAGAUUUGAGGUUAAAAAAGCAAGGAAGAAUGAAAGACUUUAAUGAGACACAAAUGCAGAUUGCUCGAAUUCAUGCAGAAAUAAAUGGCACCGAGUAUUCAAGCAAGUUAAUUGACCCACAAGUUGAUGAAAAUGAUUUGACAGUGAGGAGAUUGGGGGAGCUGCAGUCACAUCUUAAGGAACUUCAAAAUGAAAAGAGUUUGCGAUUACAAAAAGUUAAUAGCAACAUUAGCAUUAUCCAUGACCUAUCAGUUGUGAUGUCGAUCGAUUUCUUGAACACUGUUAAUGAUAUUAAUCCUAGCUUGACUGAUCUUACAAAUGGUCAAUCCAAGAGCAUCAGCAAUGACAUACUUGCUAGAUUGACGGGUGUGAUACAUUCACUAAAACAGGAGAAGAAACUAAGGCUACAAAAGCUUCAAGUUCUUGGAUGCAAAUUGACAGAGCUAUGGAAUCUCAUGGACACACCUGUUGAGGAGCAGAAAAGAUGGGACUAUGCUACUUUCUUGAUUUCUGCCUCAGUGGAUGAUGCGUCAAGGCCGGGGUGCCUUGCUCUUGAAGUUAUUGAACAGGCUGAGGUUGAAGUUGAGAGAUUGAAUGUUCUCAAAGUCAGCAAGUUGAAGGAGUUAGUUUUCAAGAGGCAAAAUGAGCUGGAAGAAAUCUACCGAGGAGUUCAUAUGGAUGUAGAUGGUGAUGCAGCAAGGCAGAUUCUCAUUAGCCUCAUAGAAUCUGGUAAUGCUGAUCUAGCUGAUUUGCUCUCAAGCAUGGAUGACCAGAUCAGAAAAGCUAAAGACCAAGCUUUAAGCCGGAAGGAUAUCUUGGAAAGAGUAGAGAAGUGGAAAUGUGCAUCCGAGGAAGAACAGUGGCUAGAUGAAUAUGAAAGGGAUGAGAAUCGCUAUAAUGCGGGAAGAGGAGCCCACAAAAAUCUGAAACGUGCAGAAAAAGCACGGAUUCUGGUCAGCAAAAUACCAUCUAUUGUUGAGAAUUUGACUGCAAAGGUGAAAGCAUGGGAACUGGAGAAGGGAAUUUCAUUCUUGUAUGACAAGGCUCCCCUGUUAAAAACUCUGGAGGAAUAUACUGAAAUGAGACAGGAGAGAGAGGAAGAGAAGCGGCGAUCUCGGGAACAGAAACGUCAGCAAGAGCAAUUUGCUGCUGAACAAGAGGCACUCUACGGUUCAAGACCGAAGAAGCCUUUGGGCCAGAGCACAAGUGCCAACACCAUGGCUGGAACACCAACUGGCCGCCGUGUGGCUACUCCAGGCCGUCAUGUAAUCUCCGCAGGGAAAGAGCGUAGAGAGAGCAGGUUUCAUAAUGCAACACCUAUAAACUAUGUUGCUCUUCCUAAGGAUGAUUCAGCCUCUCGCGGCAGCUGACCUGCUUACUUGUUCAGGACCUUACUGUAAAUGAUUCUCUUAGUUUCUCUUUUUCUUUUUUCUUCUUAUAGUGUUCUGAAGUUAAUUUUUUUUUUUUUCUUUCUUUAUAGCUAAAAAAUUGUCAAAAUGAAAUGCUUAUAUGGAUUUUAGCCCAAAAUCUAUAGUUUUGUCACAGAGAUCUUAA
Messenger RNA from Ricinus communis (castor bean), 2122 nucleotides. Its product is annotated as 65-kDa microtubule-associated protein 5. The record is from RefSeq and is a predicted model, not a curated record. The transcript is spliced from 11 exons. Gene Ontology annotation, cellular component: spindle; cytoplasm. Lineage: Eukaryota; Viridiplantae; Streptophyta; Magnoliopsida; Malpighiales; Euphorbiaceae. Gene Ontology annotation, biological process: microtubule cytoskeleton organization. Gene Ontology annotation, molecular function: microtubule binding. Bases 247 to 1938 code for a protein of 563 amino acids.